This is a messenger RNA of Recurvomyces mirabilis, 1605 nucleotides long. RefSeq lists its product as uncharacterized. The record is from RefSeq and is a predicted model, not a curated record. Lineage: Eukaryota; Fungi; Ascomycota; Dothideomycetes; Mycosphaerellales; Teratosphaeriaceae. The transcript is spliced from 2 exons. The coding region runs from base 1 to 1605 and encodes 534 amino acids.
AUGUCGGCAAUGCAGCAUACCGGCGAACGUUCAGCUUUCGAUCAAGUCGUCGUUACACCACACUCCUGCGAUGACGGCUUCCGAACGGAACUUCCAGCACAAAGACUGGCUUCUCGCGCAAGCUCACCUCUACUUAGAGGUCGUCGAGAGUCGCCGCAGCGUAUACGCAUCUCGUCAGACGAUGGUACAGAAAUGAUUUCACCUGAAGAGUAUGCUACACUGCCGCCAUCGAUCCAAAGAAAGUACUUCACUUCGGCCGAAAGAUUGCACAUUUCACAGGCGGCUGCUGCUGACCAACGAAAGAAACAUUGUCGCAAGAAGAUAUGGCUAAGUCCGAGGCCAUCGCUCGAUUGUCAUCGCCAUACGGCCAGCGAGCAACGAGCUCGCACACCUUCAGAUGCAUCUUCAGACAGGCACUCUCUGGCAGAGCUGCGGUCUGGUGAGCGCCCUAUCACACCCGAGCAAGCUGCAUGGUUCUUUGCGUUACCGGAGAAGGUGAGACGACAGCACUUUAGCAAGGAGGAACGCAUCCAGUCCGAGGAAGGUGCACGGGUGUUGCAAGUUACCUCUUCCGGUUCACUGGUGCCAGCUUCGUACGCAUCGUCCAACAUUGACGAAACAGUAAAAGCCAAGCCUGCUAAGGCAUCACCUGUGACCAGCGACCAGACGCAGGUGACACCAGUGCGGGCGGCACAACGCAAACAAACAUAUCAACAGCAGGACGACAGUGUAUCACCGCAUUCGCUAUCAACAAUUGGCCUGGCUGUGACCGCUCCGUUGGCAUAUACUGCAGAGGGUAAGCAACGGAUGAGAAGUGGGCAACAAAAGAUUGUCGUGCGAAAGGCACGAUCAUUCAACCGCGCAUUGUACUUAACGCCCAUAGCGUUACCACCACCUCGACUGGCGCCGAUCCCGGCAUCGCCUGUACCUGAGACGCUGCCGGUAUCGUCGGCACCUCAACAGGAGAAGCUUUCUUGGCGCCUGUCGCGACCUUGCGACGACUUCUACGUUCCAUCACCAAUUGAGACCCCGCCUGCCAAACCUUUCGAGGAGCCAGUGGUGGCCGAUGUCACUCGACCUCAGCUACGCCCACGAGCAAUUACCUGUCCAGUACUGGACCUGACCUCUGAGCGAGCACGGCACGAUAUACCCAAUGCAGUGCCUACCAGUACCUCCGAAUGCUUCCCAAUCCAGCGGACUUCUCUUGUGUUGUACGACACCGAUGACAACGCCUCCGUCCAGACGAGUGGGCCUUUGACGCCUACCGCCCUCAGUAGCACAUCGUCGCAAGCUAGCACACUUUUGACUUCGGCAGAGGCGAGCAGCCCGAUUACAGUACAGCCGAACAGUGAUGGUUCUCCUACCCGCACACCGCAAGGCCACAAUUAUGCGGUCGCAGCUAGAACGCCGGUGACAAAUGUGGCUGCAUGGCCAACCAAGCAGAGCUGUGAGGUCGCAGUCGCGGAUUUGGAUCCUUUGGCUCUCGAGCCGUUGGAUAGCUACGAGCGUUCCGCAGGCGCGGACGACACACUGACAGCUUUCGAUUUGAGUGUCCCUCGCGAGAAGAGGUUGACAAGAGUGUGGAAGAGCAUACGACGGCACUAG